Gossypium raimondii (Peruvian cotton) is the source of this 1311-nucleotide messenger RNA. RefSeq names its product 1,4-alpha-glucan-branching enzyme 2-2, chloroplastic/amyloplastic. The record is from RefSeq and is a predicted model, not a curated record. The coding region runs from base 489 to 929 and encodes 146 amino acids. The transcript has 5 exons. Gene Ontology annotation, biological process: starch metabolic process. Lineage: Eukaryota; Viridiplantae; Streptophyta; Magnoliopsida; Malvales; Malvaceae. Gene Ontology annotation, cellular component: cytoplasm. Gene Ontology annotation, molecular function: 1,4-alpha-glucan branching enzyme activity.
UGGAGCUUUAAAAUAAAUUGAAUAGCCAUGCACUAUGAUACUUAUUUCCUUCAAACUUGGUUAAGAUAGUUUUUUUUCUUCAAAGCAUGAACUGCAGAUUUUUGUUUUGCUUAUUUGAUCUGUAAAAGAUGUGGAAUUUUGUUCCUUUUUGGUUUUACCCAUUCUUUGAAUAUAUGUAGAAAUUGACAUUGCUAUUUUCUAAAGUAAAGAUUUUUUGCUCCUUUUUUUGGCCAAUAUCUUAAUCAUAUUCGACACAUACUAUUAGUCUUAUUCCAACCUGCAAUUCCCAUUCUUUGAUGGCAUUUUAGCAGUUUAAAUGUUAGCCUAUGAUUUUACAUAUCAUGCUUAUGAGUGUCGAUGGUUGCUGGAAUUAAACUUCGAUCUCUUUUCUAUAAGCAUCAUUUUCAUCCAAACUUUCUAGUUCUUCAUGAGAAGAUGAGAAGCUUGAUGAACACGGGGACGCUUAUGAAACAAAGGAUAAUAGUGAUAUGUACUUGCACAAAGAUGGGAAAGAUCGUGAAAUAAAUAUUCGCAUGGAAACUAGAUCUAGGGUUAAGGAUUCUAUUCCUGCUUGGAUCAAGUUCUCUGUUCAAGCACCUGGUGAAAUCCCAUACAGUGGAAUAUACUAUGAUCCACCAGAAGAGGAAAAGUACGUAUUCAAACACCCCCAUACAAAAAGACCAAAAUCACUUAGAAUUUAUGAAUCACAUGCUGGAAUGAUUAGCAUGGAUGCUGCUACAGGCAGUGUUAGUAGGAAUCUAGAUAAUCCAUUGUUAGUUGUGCCUCUUAAACCCUCUGUUGCGGAGUUUCCAGUCGCCAAGAAGGAGCAAAGUGAUCGAUUGAGUAAUUUGGCUGGAGCUGGUUACCAAGCUUUUGAAGAUGCUAUUUUAAAUAAACUGACAAAGACUGUCGAAAAACAACAAAAAUGAUGACAAAAAGGUCUUAGGAGCAGAUUGCAAAUGCAUCAGUGGCAUUUUAUCCACAGAUGUUUUGCCAACAUGUCCUAAAUUUACUAGUUCGGGAUUGAAUUUUAGCUUUCUGAAGUAUACCUUUUAAGAAGAGAGAUGAACCAUUCGGGUUAAAGACAUAAGUUCUUAUGUAUGUAAAUUCUAUAUUCGUUUAUUAAUGCUCAAUACUUCAAACUAUUUGAUCUGUAAUUUUCAUAAGUAGAAAAUUCUUCUUACAAUCUAUGCAAUAACAUUUGUUUUCUUAUUGUAAGAAUAUUUUUAACAUUGUAACUUUUAACAUUAUUGUAAGAAUAUUUUGAAUUAUACUUCAGUUAUCAAUUUAUAUCAUAUAUCUUUCGUUGAA